Molecule: messenger RNA, 3366 nt
Organism: Saccoglossus kowalevskii
Lineage: Eukaryota; Metazoa; Hemichordata; Enteropneusta; Harrimaniidae
Product: ATP-binding cassette sub-family C member 9-like
Biological process (GO): transmembrane transport; potassium ion transport
Cellular component (GO): membrane
Molecular function (GO): ATP hydrolysis activity; sulfonylurea receptor activity; ABC-type transporter activity
Source: RefSeq, a predicted model, not a curated record
AUGGCGUAUUGUACCAACCUACGUUACCAUAACUACAAGAUGUUACUACAUUAUCCCGGGCAUACAUUCAAAUGGACGAUAUCGUAUUUGCUUUUAAUAAUAUUUGUGUUUAGUGCAGCAGAAGGAAUUCUUACUGAUAUUUCAAGAAAUGAAGUUACCAAUCCAUACUUGUAUAUUCCACAAAUGCUGUCACUGACCAGUGUAAUAAUUAGUUUGGUGUAUUACCAUCAUAUGGAGUACUGGGAUCGACCUCAUCUUGUCUGGUUGUUGUUACUUUACUGGAUCAUGGGUAUUAUUGGAGAAGUAUUAGCAAUAUUUAGAGUGACAGAUUCUCUAGGAUUCAGUAGCACAAUUAUACGUUUCGAUAUUGGUAUUAUCGUUAUUAUAUUAUAUACUUGCUGUGCAGCAGCUGAAAUCAAUAUAGUCCGUAAGAAGAUAUUCAGUAAACCAUCGCAUAGCAGAACAAUACCACGUGAUUUUCAGAAAAGAAACUUAUAUUUUAUACAAUCAUACACAAACAGCAUUUCAAGUUUAACUAUAUGGUGGCUUAGUUGGCUUGUAUCAUUGGCACGCAGACAAACACUUGAACUACAAAAUUUAGGUUGUUUACCCGAGACGUAUGAAGGCAAACAUAUACUACGCAUGUUUAAGAAGGCAUAUAGGCUUGAAAAGGAUAGUCAUUUUGUUACCGUUAAAGAGUUUUUCUCGAACGGGUUUAUUCUUGUGUUAGUGGCGGGUAUGUCUCUUGCGCUUAGAACCAUAGCAUGGUCGAGUUCAUAUGGUAUUUCUGCGGAUAUUGGUAUAAAACUGAGAACAUCUAUACAGAAUAUGGUUUAUGAAAAGACCUUACGAUUAUCCACGGCUUCCACUAAUGAUUCAUCUGCUGGACAAACGAUUAAUCACAUGUCUAUCGACGGUUCUGCAGUGCUAUGGUUUUUUCUAUUUAUUAACUGCAUAAUUUCCAACCCUAUCCAGGCAAUUGCUGUGUGUAUCUGGCUAUUCUGUUCAAUGGGGAUAGCAGGAGUUUUCGGAGUGCUUGUGGUUAUACUGGCCCUACCGAUCAUAAUGCGAUUAGGUGCCAUGCAAAGACAAUCUCAGAUGAUAAGUUUAUCUUAUUCCGAUAGUCGCAUGAGAAAGACAAAUGAGCUGCUACAGGGCAUUAAGUUUCUAAAACUGUCUGGAUGGGAGGAAUUGUUUGCUUCUGGUAUUACACGUGUAAGAAAUGAAGAGAUGAAGCACAAGUUGACAGUGGGAUAUUAUUUUCUCUUAUCAACUAUUAUAUCACAGUCUUUACCAUUCAUCGUGCCAUUUGUUAUAUUUGCUGUUUACUCACAACUCUACACAGCACCAUUAACUCCAGACGUGGUGUUUUCCGUACUUGCUGUCGCCAAUUUACUAUAUCAACCAUUAUAUUUAAUACCAACGUCAGCUAAGUACAUUGUGGAAGGACUAUCUAGUACCAAAAGACUACACCAUUUUUUAUCUCUGGAUGAAAUGAGUAAAUACACUGAUCAGGAAUUGUGUAAUAAUGCGGAAGAAGACGACAUUGACGAUGCCUUAGUAAAUUACGAACUACAAAAACAUUCAACAAAAGAUACAACUCCAUUACUACAUAACAAGAUAAACAACACACACUUGGUAUCGGAUUUGAAUAAACUGAAACAAUUUAGUGAAGUUGUUGAAAUUGAAAAAAGGAAAGGAGCAUCUGUUGAAAUUAAUAAUGGUUACUUCCGUUGGGAAAGUGACUCAGCUGAUACAGUAUUGAAGGACAUCAGUGUUAGAUUUCAUGCAGGAACACUAACAAUGAUAGUUGGUAAAGUUGGUUCUGGUAAAUCAUCUCUUCUUUUUGCAAUUCUUGGGGAAAUGAAUACAAUCUCAGGAACCGUGAACUAUUAUGGAAAGAAACACAAAGUAGCUUAUGUUGCCCAAAAGACAUGGCUUCAAUAUGCUACACUUCGAGACAAUAUUAUAUUUGGGGAAGAAUUCAAUAAGGAAAGGUAUACCACUGUUCUAGAGGUGUGCGCACUGAACUCUGACUUGCGUAUGCUGCCUGAUGGUGACUUGACAGAAAUAGGCGAAAACGGGAUAAUUUUGAGUGGAGGGCAGAAACAGCGGGUUGCUUUAGCGAGGGCUCUGUAUAGCAAAACAGAAAUAGUAAUUAUGGACGAUCCGUUAUCUGCGUUAGAUGCCCAUGUUGGUGCGCAUGUGAUGGAGAAAGCAAUAUUAGGAUUUCUUCGCGAACAGCAGCGUACAGUUAUACUUGUAACUCACCAUAUGCAACAUUUAGAACAUGCAGAUCAGGUUUUAGUCAUGGAGAGUGGUCAGAUAAUACAAAAGGGAAAUUUAUCCGAAAUACGAAAAAACAGCCCCUACUUAUAUAAACAAUGGCAACAAUUAUUUUCACUGAUUUCUGAAUCGGAAUGUGAAAGUGGAGAUGAUUCAGUAUCCAGGAAAUCACGCCGCAAACUACCAAACACCAUCCUAAUAAAUACCACAAGAAACAGCAAUGGUUCAAUUCUUGCUGUAGAAGGUAGAAAACGUGGGAGCGCAGCAUGGCCCAUUUUUCUUUCCUAUGCUAAGGUUAUGAGACUACCACGUGUAUGCGUACUUAUCAUGUGUUUUCUAAUGGAAGUAAGCGGAUUUGUCAUGAUCAAUUUGUGGUUAUCUGCUUGGUCACAGGCUACUCAAGAGAGUCUUGAUAACACUAUGGUCUCAAUUGGUGUGAUGUUCUUUAUGGUUAUCGGAGUUGUUUCUCUACUGGUCUCUAUUUAUGGAAAUCUUAAACCCAGUCACGUGGGGCUGGCCGUCACUACUGGUGCUUCAGUAGCACAACUGAUGUCUACUCUACUGAUUGCCAUGGUAGAUUUUCUCUCCCAUGUAAAUGGUGUUGAGCGUGUUUUGGAGUAUGCAAAUAUAGUAAUUGAGAAAGACCAAGGCAAAACUAUGCCACCCGCUGGAUGGCCAUCAAAAGGGUCCAUUAUAUUAUGCAAUAUCUCGGUGCGAUAUGCUGAUGGUUUGGAUCCCAUAUUACAUAAUGUUAAAGUCCGAUUUAAAGCUGGCCAAAAAAUUGGGAUUUGUGGACGGACGGGAAGCGGAAAAUCAUCACUCGCCCUGGCACUGUUAAGAAUCGUAGACAUCAUUGAAGGUGGAAUUACAAUCGAUGGAAUUGAUAUAUCUACUGUUCCAUUGUUGACCCUUCGCAAUAGGAUAUCUAUCAUCCCACAGGAUCCUGUUCUGUUUGUUGGGACCAUUCGGUUCAAUUUGGAUCCAGAAGGUGAAUGUAGCGACGCUGAAUUGUGGAAUGCACUCGAGAUUGCCCAAUUGAAAGAAUCUGUGCUUGAAAUGAACGGACAUUUAGGUAUUUGA